Molecule: messenger RNA, 726 nt
Organism: Lagopus muta (rock ptarmigan)
Lineage: Eukaryota; Metazoa; Chordata; Aves; Galliformes; Phasianidae
Product: B-cell differentiation antigen CD72-like
Cellular component (GO): plasma membrane
Molecular function (GO): transmembrane signaling receptor activity
Source: RefSeq, a predicted model, not a curated record
AUGGCUCAGGGAAUGCUCUACACUGACCUGAGGUUUGCCAAAGGGCCAGGGCGCAAUGGCACAGCCAGCCAGGCACUAGAGGCAUCCCUUAGUAUAGAUGAGGCUGAGAGUCCUCAUGAGAACAUUGCACAGGAGCUGAUGCCUGUGGGGACAGGGGAAGGGGCCUGGCACAGUCCAGGGUGCUAUUCCCACCGGUGCUGUGUCCCUGUGGGGCUGCUGGGUGUCAGCCUGCUGCUGGUGGUGGCCACCAUGGUGCUAGGGGCCUGCUACUGGCAGGUGACUCGUCAGCUACAGGACACAUCCAUGGAGCAAGUGGCCGAGCGUGGCCACUUAUCACAGGAGGUGCAAAUGUGGAACCAGAGCCUGGAGCAGAUGUGGCAGUAGCUGGCACAAGUGCGAAAGAAGCUGCAGCAAGCAUGGCAACAUCAGCAGGAGCUGGGCAGGUGGGAGGCUGAGCUGGUGAAUGUCUCACGGGCCCUGGCUGCAACCCAGAAGGAGCUGAACAGCGUGCAGGGAAGGCUGAAUGCUAAUGAGAGCACCGUGACCCUGCUGCGCUCCUGCACGGCUAUAGACUGCUGCCACUCUGGCUGGCUGCUAUACCAGGCAAAGUGCCUCUUCUUCUCAACGGAUAAGAAGACGUGGGGUGACAACAGAGCAGAGCGUGAGGAGAAAUACUCUCAGCUCCUGAUCACCAAAUCCUGGAGUCACUGGAGACUGUGCCAGUAG